AUGGUGCCUAUGGCAAAGUGUGACAAGGUACUGGACUCGGACAUGCAAGACAUCAUCCGGCAGCUGAUGAACAGGACCCCCUUCAGGAAGCAGGUGAUGAUGUUCAGCGCCACUCUCAGCGAGAAGAGACAGCUGGACUACAAGAAGUGGAUGGUAAACCCCAAGAUCAUCCUGGUGGAUGAGGGCAAACUGGUCCUCCACGGACUCACCCAGUUCUACCUGCGCGUCCCCGAAGAGCAGAAGUUCGAACGACUGAUCCUGCUGCUGGACACGCUGGCCUUCAACCAGGUCAUCAUCUUCACCAACCGCGUCGACAGGGAGGAAAGGAUCAAGAACUACGACCUGUUCAAAUCCAACAGCUCGCGAUUGCUGGUCGCCACUGAUCUCUUCGGACGGGGGAUCGACAUCGAGAGGGUGAACCUGGUGAUCAACUACGACUUCCCGCCUGACAGGGACACCUACUUGCACAGGGUGGGCAGGGCAGGCAGGUUCAAUACUCGCGGACUGGCCAUCAACUUCCUGAGGGGCGAGGGAGGCGACGACGAGGCAGUGCUGAAGGAUGUGCAGAAUGGCUUCCAAGUCAAAAUCGAAGAGCUUCCCAACGAAAUUGAUCCUAUGAAGUUUAUGUGA
Nymphaea colorata (pocket water lily) is the source of this 630-nucleotide messenger RNA. Its product is annotated as ATP-dependent RNA helicase SUB2-like. The transcript has 3 exons. Gene Ontology annotation, molecular function: RNA helicase activity; RNA binding. The coding region runs from base 1 to 630 and encodes 209 amino acids. NCBI's taxonomy places the organism in Eukaryota, Viridiplantae, Streptophyta, Magnoliopsida, Nymphaeales, Nymphaeaceae. The record is from RefSeq and is a predicted model, not a curated record.